This is a messenger RNA of Strongylus vulgaris, 677 nucleotides long. NCBI's taxonomy places the organism in Eukaryota, Metazoa, Nematoda, Chromadorea, Rhabditida, Strongylidae. The record is from the annotation of a GenBank genome assembly.
AUGAACACAACAGCUAUCUCCACCGCUGUUCCUACUGCAUCAUCACCAUCAGCUACAUCUCUUCUGAGUGGUCCAUCACUUUAUGGCACUGCACCUGUGGUCCCAAAGGUAUCGCCCUGUUCACUUGGCUCGGCUUCCGCUGUGCCUGUCAAGAGUGAAGGCCAGUCGUCUACUUCUACCAUACCCGUCCCCAUUGGUCCACCAAGCUCCACACUUGACAAAGAGCUUCCAAGGAAAGCUCCGGGAUACAGAUCUCCUAGCGCACAGGCCUCCUCUGCUGGCGGUUCGUCAAUUUUCGCUGAGCAGGCUGUAUCCUCCGUGCCGUCUUCAGUUUCAUCCACACCACCUCCUUCUGUCACAUCUGUUGGAGCAGACCCUUCUCGUUGCACGAUGGGAUCACCACCUGCUCCGAUUGCUCCGCCUCCAGGAUUUACAUCGCUUGUUUCGGAAGUUGGAAAAUCUGUUACUGCCAAAUCAGCAUUGAACUCUUUGUCUUCUCAUUCGGUGGAAUCACCAGCAGUGGAGAUCGCUUCUUCUCCAUUGACCGCCUCUUCAUUGCCAUUAGGAAAGCUCCCGUGCGCUGAUUCUCUCACUCCUACAGGAACUAGUAAUGACCUUUCUUCUAUGCAAUUUCUUGAUGAAAGUACACGAGCUAAACUUGCGGAAGUGAGUUAAGG